AGAGCUCGAGCUCGAGCUGCCCACGCGCCUCUCCGUCCCGCUCGCGCGCGCGCGGGGGGGCGGCCGCGCGUCGUGCCGAGGGCGCUCCUACUUUGCGGCGUUCGUCUCCGCGCCCGCCCUGUCCCCGAAGGGGCGGGCGGGCGCCCUUCUCGCAUGCCGAAAAGCAAUGGCAACAUGUGGAACAUGGCGGGGAACGCCUGCAACCGCCUCGUCGCCGAGCGCAUGGAGAUGCGUAAGCAUGAGGCGCACCUGCGGGCGCUGGAGAACACCCGGGGCGCGGUGGACAGCAAGAAGCCCAGGAGGGGGGACCACGUGCACCUUCGCCACAAGGCCAAGACCAAGAAGCUCCAGGAGGACCGGGCUGCGGACAUCCAACUAGAAAACCGCAUCCUGCUGCAGAAAAUGCUGAGCAUCGACACGAAGCCGUCCCAGGCUUUCAAGGACUUGCAGGCGCCGCCACCGGCAAGGACCCUCCACGGCGUGGCGCAGCGCAGGGAGCUAGACAGGAUCACAGACGCGAACCAGUCGCUGCUGCAGCGCCUGCAGAAUGCCAAGCCCACCAUCGACCCCAUCAAGUGGGAGGAUCGACGAGGAGGUGGACCGACAGGCGCUGAAGUUCCGCCUCUCGCAGAACUCCAGCCGCGCGCGAAUAGCGAGGCUGCGGUUGCCCACGACGCUGCCGAGGAUCCCCGGGGCCGGGUCGAGCAUGUCGGCCCGGAGGCCCGUGGACGAGGAGUGGGCCGAGCUCACUGCCGCCGAGCUCGACCAGAAGGUGCGCGAGAUGGAGGGGCUGGAGCCGCGCAGGGAGGCCCUCGGCCACGGAGACUGAGCCGGCCGCCCGGAUUCACAGGAGGAGGAGGAGGAGGAGGAAAGGAUUCUCGAGCCCGCGCGCGAAAACUUUGUGCGGUGGGCGCGGCGCGCGCACUCCGCUGCGCGGUUUCGGGCUCCCCGGAACCCGGACGCGAGGCCUUGUACUUGGAGGACGAGAGUUGACCUGUGGAGAA
Messenger RNA from Prorocentrum cordatum, 1004 nucleotides. NCBI's taxonomy places the organism in Eukaryota, Dinophyceae, Prorocentrales, Prorocentraceae. The record is from the annotation of a GenBank genome assembly.